Molecule: messenger RNA, 1979 nt
Organism: Symsagittifera roscoffensis
Lineage: Eukaryota; Metazoa; Xenacoelomorpha; Acoela; Convolutidae
Product: equilibrative nucleoside transporter 4-like
Exons: 1
Coding region: 287-1819 (510 amino acids)
Biological process (GO): nucleoside transmembrane transport
Cellular component (GO): plasma membrane
Molecular function (GO): nucleoside transmembrane transporter activity; monoamine transmembrane transporter activity
Source: RefSeq, a predicted model, not a curated record
GCAAUCAUCUUGAAAGCAUAAAAUCAUCUUUAAAGUAUAAUUUAGUCAUGGUUGAAUUUUUCCAAACGCCAGGGCUUCUUGUUUCCGAUGAAUAGGUUUCGGAUUUUAUGUUGAAGGGACUCCUGACUGUAACCUCGGUUACUACGAUACUUUUGACUUCUGAUUAUUUCGAAAGAUAAAGAAAAAAGGGCUUUGUUGAUCGUUUCAGAGAUCUUAAAUUUUGCAUCUAUGGAAUGAAUUGAAAAAGGACUAGCUGUUGAAAUAUGGUAUAAAAGAGCUCUCUUUGAUGGCAGAAGAAGAGCACCAGCAAGCUGCGGUUGAAGAUCCAGAGGUAGGCGAGGACAAUGCUCAAGAUGAAAUUGACAGUGGAACGCUUAGUCUUGAGUUGGUGCAGCCUGCAGAUCGCUUCAAUGUUGUGUACAUAUGCCUUGUGGUAGUUGGAUCUGGAUACUUGAUGCCAUAUAACAGCUUUGUUACAUGUGUGGACUACUGGCACGGAGAGUUUCCAGACUAUCCGGUUGAGUUUCUGAUCUCAUUUGUGUAUAUUAUAGUCUCGUUUUUCUCAGUUUUACUGACUAAUUUACUCGUCAAGGUAAUUUCGACGCACACGAGGAUUGUAAUCGGAUAUGUUCUGUCACUUGGACCUCUGAUUUAUGUAUCAGUAGUGCAUCUAUGGUGGAAUGCUUUCUCUAAUAAAGCGGUUUCGCUGGCUAGCUUGGUCAUUGCGUGCGCAGUGUCAGGAAUUGGCUGUUCGAUCCAGCAAAGCAGCUUCUAUGGUUACAGUGGAAUGUUGCCGCCGCGAUAUGUUCAGGCAGUAAUGGUUGGCGAAAGUCUGUCGGGAGUCUUAGUAAGCUUAAACAGAAUCGUGACGAAAUUUUACGGACCUGAUCUUGAGAUGAACACGUUGAUAUUUUUUGUGCUGUCAUGCCUUCUUUUGAUUUUCUGCUCGUUUUUGCACCAGUACGUCAAACGUACAAGUUUCAGUCGUUUCUAUACUGGAGAUGUUUCGUGCAGGUACCACUCGAGUAGAAAAGGAAGAACUGAUAGUAACGAUACAGUCAAUUCGAGGCACGAGGCAGAACUUAAUUCCAAUGACAGUUCGGAUUCGAAGACCGAAUCGCAAGUUGUUCGACGAGUAAUUGAAGGAACAGUGCCCAGUGCUUCCAUGGGAUUCGGGGCUCUUUCGAAUGACGUGGAGCAAUUGAUAGAGGAGGAGGUUAAAUCGCGAGGAAAUUUUUGCCCAAAUUUUAAAAAGGGGUUUCAAAAGAGAAUGGACAUAAUUCGCUACAAAGAGCUUUGGGUGCAUAUGUGUGCGAUAAGUAGUGCCUAUUUAUGCACGCUGUUACUUUUCCCUGGAUUCGAAACGGAAGUGAAGGCAACAGGAGACGACCUGGAAUAUCUGCAACACGAAGGGGUUGAUGUUUCUUGGAUUCCAGUUAGCAUGGUCACGUGUUUCAAUUGCUUCGACUUGCUUGGAAAAAUCCUUUCAGGUUGCAUCGACCCACGACGUGCGAAUCCAAGGUUAAUUUUACACGGCAGCUUAGUGAGGUUUCUAAUUGUACCGCUUUUCUUACUAUGUGUUUACCCGCAAGAGGAUCCGUUUUUCAAUAACGUAAAACUACCGCUGGCAUUGACAGUAAUACUAGGGUUCACUAAUGGCUAUUACGGCUCAGCACCCAUGAUUAUGGCUCCGCAAACUGUGUCCACGGCAUCUGACCGAGAGAUUGUGGGAAAUAUUAUGACGUUUUCAUACUUCGUCGGACUUGUUCUAGGAGCAUCGGGGGCAUUCAUCCUGAAAUAUUUCAUACCCAAAAUUUAGUUAGUAGUUGAGUUUGCAUGACUGAGAAAUUGAGCUUGUAGAUUUGUUUUAGAUUUUUGCGAAUAGAUAAUUGCAUAAUAUUAGAAUGUAAAUGGCUGCGUAGACGAGUUUUUGUAAAGCUUGUAAAUAGACUUAUAGAUAUUACUUUCUAUCCUUUCCA